Messenger RNA from Ixodes scapularis (black-legged tick), 1662 nucleotides. RefSeq names its product telomerase RNA component interacting RNase. The record is from RefSeq and is a predicted model, not a curated record. The transcript has 3 exons. Lineage: Eukaryota; Metazoa; Arthropoda; Arachnida; Ixodida; Ixodidae. The coding region runs from base 17 to 520 and encodes 167 amino acids. Gene Ontology annotation, molecular function: 5'-3' exonuclease activity; 3'-5' exonuclease activity.
CCAAACGGACACGAAAAUGGCUGACAGGCAUCGUUCUUCGGGUUCUUCGCGGCCGUCCAAGCCGUCCAAAACCGCCGCCGUCGUUCACGAAAGGGACAGCGAUAGCAGUAGCAGUAGCUCGGGACAGAGCGACGAUGGAUCCAACUCUAAUUCCAACUCCCUGAACGCCUUCGCGAACGACGGCAGCUUUCUGGCGCGCUUCAAGCAGAUGCAAGAGGCCUGUCAGCAGCAGGCGCAGUCCCAGGCCGACGACGCGCAGUUCGCGGCCCCGGCGCCCCAGGUCACGGUGAAGACGGAGCGGGACGCCGACGACAGCGGUGCGGCCAAGAAACGGGCGCUCCCCUUUGUGGGUAAGAGAAGGGGUGGCAAAGUGCUAAAGACGGGCGUUGUCCACAAGCCCAAGGUGGACGAUGAGGAGGAGCUCCCCAAAGACGCCUGGUCGCGUUACCUGGCCGAGGUGCGCAAGUACCGGGAACGAUCGUGCGACGACGAGGAGAAGACGCGGCCGCUGGUCAAGUGAUCGGCCGUCUGCUGCCGAUCGGCCCUUCUUGUAAAUAAUGGCUGGAUAGGACUGCCCUCUGUCUCUUUCUUUCUCUCUCCCUCUUCCCUCGACCCCUUUCUCUUUGUGUUGACUUUGUUUGGGAAUGUGUUGACCUCGUUUUAUAUAGCUACUACUCGUCUCGAAGAGCACAAUCUUGUGCGGAAAUCCUGCUGCGUGGGAAUGGGCGAAGCUUACUCUUCCAGCCUGUACUACCUUAACGUCCUGCAGGGACACAUCCAAGUGUAGAAAAUGGACAUUCUAUUAUAGCGUCGGAAUGUGGCAACUCAUCCGUGCGUACUUGUGCGGUAUUUCUUACCCAUUUGCUGUAUUGCUAAAAGAUUGGAAACCCAUUGCUAGCAAGUCAGUACUGUUGCUUAAAGGUAUUUUGUUAGUGGUUGAUUUCUCCUGGUGAAACUUGAGAGCACAACUUUGUCUUGGCCGACAGCAGUUUCGGCCAAGAAUUCACUCUAGAAUUUUGUCGGGAAAAAUGAAUCACUGAAAGAUACAUUAGAAUUGUUUUUCAAUCGACACACUUUAACAUUUGGAUGCCCAUUGUGCUUAUGCUUGGGCAAACCAUGUAUUUACUGCUUACUGACCGAGCUUGUGUGGAAUCUACUUCCAGUAAGGCAGGCUAUGUCACUUGAAUUGAUGUCACAUAACUGGGCCAUAGGAUGCUACUGUUGCAGGUCUUGUGGUCCAGAAACAAAAUCGAAUUGGUGACUUUCUCCAAGAAUGCAUGAGCUUAGAGAGCCAGAUUUGUAAAGCUUGUUCAAAGAAUGGAUUUUUCUUUUUAAAGACAUUGUCUUUUGUUUAGUUCUUCCAAAUUGCAGUUGCCAACUCACGGAGCUCUAAAUACUAUGUAGUGGGGGAAUUCCGAAUGUUUCUUCUCCAUUGUAGUGGUUACAGAGGAAUUUUGUGGGCUUCAAAACUUUAAUUGUGAACCACGAAUGUAUUUUGCGCCACAUGGAUGCUGGGACUGGUGCCUUGCAAGAUCCCACUCAAGAUGUUUUGUAGAGACCGUUUGCUUGUACAAAGUUUGUCUUGCCAGUGCAGUUUGUGUGUGCUCCAACUGCUACAACUCUAAAUAAAGAAAAAAAGGCAUUAAACCCGUGUAAACCUUC